This is a messenger RNA of Chelonoidis abingdonii (Abingdon island giant tortoise), 3597 nucleotides long. NCBI's taxonomy places the organism in Eukaryota, Metazoa, Chordata, Testudines, Testudinidae. The record is from RefSeq and is a predicted model, not a curated record.
AUGUUGAUGAGUGCAUAUCAAACCCAUGCAUUAAUGGAGAUUGUGUUAAUGCACCUGGAUCCUAUUACUGCAAAUGCAAUGCAGGUUUCCAGAGAACACCUACCAAGCAAGCUUGCAUCGAUAUUGAUGAAUGCAUACAGAAUGGCAUUCUUUGUAAAAAUGGGCGGUGUGUGAACACUGAUGGAAGUUUCCAGUGUAUUUGCAAUGCUGGGUUUGAACUAACUACGGAUGGAAAAAACUGCGUUGAUCAUGAUGAGUGCACCACCACCAACAUGUGUUUAAAUGGGAUGUGCAUAAAUGAGGAUGGUAGCUUCAAAUGUAUCUGCAAACCAGGAUUUGUCCUGUCUCCAAAUGGGCGUUACUGUACCGAUAUUGAUGAAUGCCAGACGCCAGGAAUUUGCAUGAAUGGUCAUUGCAUCAAUACUGAAGGUUCUUUUCGGUGUGAAUGUCCACCAGGCCUGGCUGUUGGGGUUGAUGGCCGUGUUUGUGUAGAUACUCAUAUGCGCAGCACAUGCUAUGGAGGAAUCAAAAAAGGAGUGUGUGUCCGCCCUUUCCCCGGGGCAGUGACAAAAUCUGAAUGUUGCUGUGCCAAUCCAGACUAUGGCUUUGGAGAGCCAUGUCACCCAUGUCCUGCCAAGAACUCAGCUGAUUUCCAUGGCCUGUGUAGUGGUGGAGUAGGCAUUACUGUGGAUGGACGAGAUAUUAAUGAGUGUGCAUUGGAUCCUGAUAUUUGCUCCAAUGGAAUUUGUGAAAACCUACGUGGUAGCUAUCGUUGUAAUUGUAACAGUGGCUAUGAACCUGAUCCCUCUGGAAGGAACUGUGUUGAUGUUGAUGAAUGUUCAGUGAACAGACUGCUGUGUGACAAUGGCCUGUGUCGAAACACACCUGGAAGCUACAGCUGUACAUGUCCAAAGGGUUAUGUAUUCAGCAGUGAGACUGACACAUGUGAAGAUAUAAAUGAAUGUGAAAUCAACCCAUGUGUCAACGGCGCCUGCAGGAACAAUCUUGGUUCUUUCAAUUGUGAGUGUUCACCUGGCAGUAAACUGGAUUCUACUGGAUUGAUUUGCAUUGAUAGUCUGAAAGGAACAUGCUGGCUGAACAUCCAAGACAGUCGCUGUGAAGUAAACAUUAAUGGUGCUACACUGAAAUCAGAAUGUUGCGCUACUUUAGGAGCUGCUUGGGGCAGCCCUUGCGAGCGAUGUGAAUUAGAUGCAGCUUGCCCAAGAGGAUUUGCCAGGGUUAAGGGAGUUACCUGUGAAGAUGUAAAUGAGUGUGAUGUUUUCCCGGGUGUUUGUCCCAAUGGACGUUGUGUUAACAGCAGAGGAUCAUUUCACUGUGAGUGUCCAGAAGGCUUGACGCUGGAUGGAACAGGUCGAGUGUGUUUAGAUAUCCGCAUGGAGCAAUGUUAUCUGAAGUGGGAUGAAGAUGAGUGCAUUCAGUCUGUACCUGGCAAGUUUCGUAUGGAUGCCUGCUGCUGUGCUGUUGGUGCUGCUUGGGGCUCAGACUGUGAGGAAUGUCCUAAGCCUGGCACCAAAGAAUAUGAGGUUUUGUGCCCUAGGGGACCUGGUUUUUCCAACAGGGGAGAUGUUCUAACUGGCAGGCCAUUUUAUAAAGAUAUUAAUGAAUGUAAAGUGUUCCCUGGUAUGUGCAUGAAUGGCAAAUGCAGGAACACAAUCGGAAGUUUCAAGUGUAGAUGUAACAGUGGAUUUGCUUUAGAUAUGGAGGAAAGAAACUGUACAGACAUUGAUGAGUGUCGUAUCUCCCUGGACCUCUGUGGAAGUGGUACCUGUGUCAACACUCCAGGCAGCUUUGAAUGUGAAUGCUUUGAGGGCUAUGAGAGUGGAUUUAUGAUGAUGAAGAAUUGCAUGGACAUAGAUGAAUGUGAACGUAACCCUCUCCUUUGCAGAGGUGGCACUUGUGUGAACACAGAAGGCAGCUUUCAAUGUGACUGUCCUUUGGGACAUGAGCUAUCACCAUCACGUGAGGAUUGUGUGGAUAUAAAUGAAUGUUCACUGAGUGAUAAUCUCUGCAGAAAUGGCAAGUGUGUGAACAUGAUUGGAACAUAUCAAUGUUCCUGUAACCCCGGAUACCAGGCCACUCCAGACAGACAAGGCUGCAUUGAUAUUGAUGAAUGUAUGAUCAUGAAUGGAGGCUGUGACACCCACUGCACUAACUCGGAGGGCAGCUAUGAAUGUAGUUGCAGUGAUGGCUAUGCUCUCAUGCCAGAUGUGAGAACAUGUGCAGAUAUUGAUGAAUGUGAAAACAACCCAGAUAUCUGCGAUGGUGGGCAGUGUACUAAUAUUCCAGGAGAAUAUCGCUGUCUGUGUUAUGAUGGCUUCAUGGCUUCUAUGGACAUGAAAACCUGUAUUGAUGUCAAUGAAUGUGACUUGAAUUCCAACAUCUGUAUGUUUGGAGAGUGUGAGAACACCAAGGGAUCCUUCAUUUGCCACUGUCAGCUAGGAUAUUCAGUCAAGAAGGGAACCACUGGAUGCACAGAUGUGGAUGAGUGUGAGAUUGGUGCCCACAACUGUGACAUGCAUGCCUCAUGUGUUAAUGUCCCAGGAAGCUUCAAAUGCAGCUGCAGAGAGGGAUGGAUGGGAAAUGGCAUUAAAUGUAUUGAUCUUGAUGAAUGUUCUAAUGGAACCCACAAGUGUAGUGUGAAUGCUCAGUGUGUGAACACUCCUGGGUCAUACCGUUGUGCCUGCGCUGAGGGAUUCACUGGAAAUGGAUUCACUUGUUCUGAUAUUGAUGAGUGUGCAGAAAAUGUUAAUUUGUGUGAGAAUGGACAGUGCCUGAAUGUCCCUGGUGCAUAUCGAUGUGAGUGUGAAAUGGGAUUCACUCCAGCUUCAGACAGCAAAUCUUGCCAAGAUAUUGAUGAAUGCACCUUCCAGAACAUUUGUGUUUUUGGUACCUGCAAUAACUUACCAGGCAUGUUUCACUGUAUCUGCGAUGAUGGCUAUGAACUGGAUAGAACUGGAGGAAACUGUACAGAUAUAGAUGAGUGUGCUGAUCCCAUUAACUGUGUUAAUGGUCUCUGUGUGAAUACGCCUGGGAGGUAUGAGUGUAACUGCCCACCAGAUUUCCAGCUGAACCCAACUGGAGUAGGUUGUGUGGAUAAUCGUGUUGGCAAUUGUUACCUGAAGUAUGGACCCCGAGGGGAUGGGAGCUUAUCCUGCAACACUGAAAUUGGCGUUGGAGUCAGUCGCUCCUCAUGCUGCUGCUCUUUGGGGAAGGCCUGGGGGAUCCCUUGUGAGACUUGUCCCCCUGUAAACAGCACGGAAUAUAAUACUCUGUGUCCAGGGGGAGAAGGAUUCAAACCAAAUCCCAUCACUAUUAUCUUAGAAGAUAUCGAUGAAUGCCAGGAGUUGCCAGGUCUUUGUCAAGGUGGAAACUGCAUCAAUACUUUUGGCAGCUUCCAGUGUGAAUGUCCACAAGGCUACUACCUCAGUGAAGAAACACGGAUCUGUGAAGAUAUUGAUGAGUGUGUUGCACAUCCUGGUGUCUGUGGCCCUGGGACCUGCUACAACACUCUGGGGAACUACACCUGCAUCUGUCCUCCUGAAUACAUGCAGGUGAAUGGAGGACGCAAUUGCAUGG